Eruca vesicaria subsp. sativa (arugula) is the source of this 1607-nucleotide messenger RNA. NCBI's taxonomy places the organism in Eukaryota, Viridiplantae, Streptophyta, Magnoliopsida, Brassicales, Brassicaceae. The record is from the annotation of a GenBank genome assembly.
AAAAGAAAAACGGUUUGAGCAAAAUAAAAACAGAUUCACAAUCGUAAGAAAAAAAAAACGUAAUGCUGUUUGAUCUCAUCAUUGUCAACACCUAACGGAUCGUUACCAUCGGACUCACCCGGUGGAAAAUAAAAAGUCUCUCUUCCUCCUCCGGUAACUGUUAGAAAAUUCGCAGCGAUGUUGAAACGUAGUGACAAAACAAAACCUCCUCACGGAUCUCAAACCCAUCGAUUAGUAUCUACUUUCGUCGUUGUCACCACUCUCCUAUUACUCGCAACUCUUUUCUUCUCUCUCGCCGAAAAAAACCAACCCAAACAGAUCAUCAAACACGUGUCUCCCUCUCAUCAUCCAACGGUGGAGAUCCAAAACGGAACUCAAUUAAUCUGGAAACUCCCAAAAACCAAACCAAAAGCUGUUCUGUUCAUCGCACACGGUUGCCACAGAAAAGCCACAGACUUUUGGGACAAAUCACCCUCUUGUCCCCAAUGCACUUCCUUACCAGAAGAAAAGGUUCUUGUCCGUACAGCUUUAUCCAAAACCUUCGCUGUCAUCACAAUCUCCAGCUCCGGAACUUGCUGGACGUUAGGUAAGGAGAGAAAAAUCGUUAGGGAUGUGAUCAAAACAUGGUUAAAGAGACAAAACCUCGAGAAGGUUCCUCUCGUGGCGUUAGGAGCUUCUUCUGGUGGUUACUUCGUCUCUGCUUUAGCCAUGGAUAUGAAUUUUCGUAGCAUUGUGGUUAUGAUAGCUGAAGGAGUGUUUGAUCAGAUUAGGGUUAGUAGGAAUUACCCGGCGACGCUCUUUGUGCAUAUGCCUAAGGAUGUGUAUAGGCAGCGGAAGAUUAGAGAGUUUCUAGAAGGGUUGAGGAUGGAAGGUGUUGAUGUUAAGGAGGUUGAGUGUUUUGAUUUGGAGAUGUCUCCGGGGUUUUUGGCUGAUAGGAUUCCCGGGUUUGAUCGCGGCGUGUCGGAGAAGAUUUUUGAGGUGUUUAGAGAGAAAGGGUUUGUUGAUGAGAAAGGGUUUAUGAAGCGUGAUGGGAGGAGAACGCCGUGGAAAGAAGCUCUUAGUGGGUAUGAGAUAUCGUUGGAUGAGAGUUUGGUUACUCCUGUUGAAGAGGAGUUGAAUCUUGCGUUUGCGUAUCAUGAGAUGACGAGUGUGGAGUCUGAGCAGAUCUUUAACUGGUUUGAAUCUCAUAUGGGGUGAAUGGGUGUAAAGAUCCUUCUUUGAAAGGUUUAAGAUGCAUUGCAUACUCAAAUGGUUAGUUUAAGGUUUGAGUUUGAGAAGACUAUGAUCACUCUAGUGUCUCUGGUGAGAAGAUAGUUUUGUUUGUAGCGUAGCAUAAGGUGAGUUUGCUUUUGUCGUUUUAUCUAAGACCACUAAGUCUGUUGAGUAAUGUGGUUCUUGAAUCUGUAACAAGAACAAAAAUAAGAAUGUUGGAUGCUAUGUACAAGCAGUUGUGAAUUGUGAGCAGUAUUUGUGAAGAAUUUUGUGGCACAAUGACUUAUAUCUAAAGCAAGAUUGAAAAGCUUUGUUUCUACCUGUCAUUAUUCAUUCUGCAAUGUAACAAACUGAAACAGGCAAGAGUUUGGUAUUAAUACAAAACAUAUGAAAAC